Molecule: messenger RNA, 3928 nt
Organism: Branchiostoma floridae (Florida lancelet)
Lineage: Eukaryota; Metazoa; Chordata; Leptocardii; Amphioxiformes; Branchiostomatidae
Product: fibronectin-like
Exons: 18
Coding region: 95-3904 (1269 amino acids)
Cellular component (GO): membrane
Molecular function (GO): protein binding
Source: RefSeq, a predicted model, not a curated record
CCAAGACAUUCAAGAGACAACAACCGAUAGAGCUAACCUUCUUCAAGAAUAGACUGUUCAGCUGCAGACGUCUAUUAGGGUGCGCGCUGACACGAUGGCGGGUCCGGGUCCACCAGGGUUCUGGAGCUGGGCGGCCCUGCUGCUGAUAGCGACCACUGCUUCAGUGACUGCUAAAGACAUUGAGCUCGAGGAUGGAAGUUUGCCUCAUGAGGGCAGAGUUGAAGUGGAGUAUGACUGGUCGUGGGGAACCGUCUGUGACGACGGUUUUGACAUGAACGACGCCCACGUGGUCUGCCGUCAGCUGGGAUACAAAAGCGCUGAAGAGGUCCGAUCUCAAGCAGCCUUCGGGGAGGGGUCCGGGAAGAUCGUGCUGGACGACUUGGCCUGCGAGGGUUCCGAGACGAACAUCGAAGACUGCAGUCACAACGGAUGGGGCAUACACGACUGUCAGCACAGUGAGGACGUUGGUGUGGUCUGCACGGUACUAGGAUGUGAGGAUCCGCUUGGGGUGAAACCUCCAGACUCACCUGGCGGCAGAAGCAUACCUGAUAGCAGCAUCACUGCAUCUUCGUCCUUACCCGAUCACCCACCCCAUGCCGGACGCUUGGACUCUAACAGCUACUGGGCAGCCGGUCAGAACAUAGUCGGGGAGUGGUUACAGGUGGAUCUAGGAGUGGCGGCGCGAGUCACCGGCACCAUCAUUCAAGGUUCUUCCUCCGGAUCCUGGAUCACGUCCUACAAACUCCAGUACAGCGAAGAUGGGACCAGUUGGACGACAUAUGUGGGCAGCGAUGGCUCAGAGAAGAUUUUUGCAGGCAACACGGACGACAGCACAGCUGUAACAAACGAACUGGAAAACCCAGUUUAUGCCCGUUAUGUUCGCUUCGUGGUUCAGGAGUGGAAUGGAGCCAUCACUAUGCGGGCUGAAGUCACAGGCUGCACCGGCUGUAAUAGUGAUCCCCUUGGGGUGGCAGACAGUACCAUACCUGAUGGCAGUAUCACUGCAUCUUCGGCCUUACCCGAUAACCCACCCCAUGCCGGACGCUUGGACUCUAACAGCUACUGGGCAGCCAGUCAGAACAGAAUCGGGGAGUGGUUACAGGUGGAUCUAGGAAUGCGGACGCAAGUCACCGGCACCAUCAUUCAAGGUUCUUCCUCCGGAUCCUGGAUAACGUUCUACAAACUCCAGUACAGCGAUGACGGGACCCGUUGGACGACAUAUGUGGGCAGCGAUGGCUCAGAUAAGAUUUUUGCAGGCAACACGGACGCCAGCACAGCUGUAACAAACGAACUGGAAAACCCAGUUAAAGCACGUUAUGUUCGCUUCGUGGUGCAGGAGUGGAAUGGAGCCAUCACUAUGCGAUUUGAUGUCGCAGGCUGCACCGUCCUAGAUCCAGUGCUCUCCGGGCUGACUCUCGAUGAUGUCGGAAAGGAUCACCUUUCCGUUUCUUGGACCAUCAGUCGGGAUGCUUACCGGUAUGUCAGCCUCUACAGCCUCAGCUACCGGGAGGACGGGUCAGGAUCCUACCAGGAGCUGGACCCCGCACCGGCAACAGACGCCGAAUCAGCUACCGUGUCGGGGCUGCAGGCCGACACGGACUACCACCUCGUGCUCUAUACUACUGGCGUGCUAACCGGAGUUACCUUCGGAACCUACAGAACAGCCCCACGGCUCACUGGGCUGACCCUCGACGAUGCCGGGAUAAAUAGCCUCACCGUUGACUGGACAGUCAUCGGGAAUCUUCCGACCUCACGCUACAGCCUCCGGUACGAGCUAGCAGGCGGGUCGGACUCGCACCAGGAGCUGGAUCCCGCACCUGGAGUAGGGGACACCUCGGCUACCGUGUCGGGGCUGCUCGCCUACACGGAAUACACCCUCACGCUCACUUCUUAUGACCAGGACGACGUGACGAGCGCAGAAAUCAGCGGAACUUACAAGACAGAACCAGCGAUCUCGGACCUGGAGGUCGAGUCGUACGCGUAUACUGAUCUGAAAGUUUCCUGGACAAAGGAGGCUGGUGCUCAGAUUGACAGCUACAGCCUCAGCUACGAGCUGGCGGACGGGACGGGCACGUCUGAGGACCUGAACCCCGCACCGGCAGCAGGCGCCACCUCGGCUACCGUGUCGGGACUGCUGAUCUACAAAAGCUACACCAUCACGCUUACUUCUUUUGAUGACCAGGGCCGGGAAAACGGAGUAAUCGUCGGGACUUUCAGGACAGAAUCACCGAUAUAUUUCGAUGACCGAGACCAGGGCCCUACUUCUGUGGAAGUUUUUUGGCAAACGAGCGAUGAUCUCCAAAUUGGCAGCUACAUCCUGAGCUACGAGCCGGCGGACGGGUCGGGCACGUCUGAGGACCUGGACCCCGCACCGACAGACGGCGACUUCUCGGCUAAAGUGACGGGACUGCUGCCCUACACAAGCUACACCAUCACGCUCACUUAUUUUGACGACGACAACCAGCGAAGCGGAUUCAUCAUAUACUCUGGGUUAAGGACAAAAUCAGUGAUCUCGGGCCUGACCCUCGAAAGGGCCGGGGUUGAUGAUCUGGAAGUUUCCUGGACAAAGGAUCCCGAUUUUCAGAUUGACAGCUACACCCUCAGCUACGAGCCGGCAGACGGGACGGGCACGCCUGCAGAACUGACCCCCGCACCGGCAGCAGACGCCACCUCGGCUACCGUGCCGGGACUGCUGCCCUACACACGCUACACCAUCACGCUUACUUCUUCUGACCAGGGCCGGCAAAACGGAGGCCUCAGCAAGACUUACGAGACAGUAUCAGUGAUCUCGGGCCUGACCCUAGUAAGGACCGGAGCUACUGAUCUUGAAGUUUCCUGGACAGAGGAGGAUGGUGAUAAGAUUGACAGCUACACCCUCAGCUACGAGCCGGCAUACGGGACAGGCACGUCUGUGGACCUGGACCCCGCACCAGCAGCAGGCGUCACCUCGGCUACCGUGCCGGGACUGCUGCCCGACACAACAUACACCAUCACGCUCACUUCUUCUGAUGAUCAGGGCCGGGAAAACGGAGUAAUCGUCGGGACUUUCUGGACAGGUGAACCAGUGAUCUCGGACCUGACCCUCGAAAGGGCCGGGCUUACUGAUCUGGAAGUUUCCUGGACAAAGGAGGCCGGUGUUCAGAUUGACAGCUACAUCCUGAGCUACAAGCUGGCAGACGGGAUGGCCUCAUCUAUGGACCUGACCCCCGCACCGGGAGCAGACGACACCUCGGCUACCAUGUCGGGACUGCUGCCCUACGCAAACUACACUAUCACGCUCACUUCUUCUGGCCAGGCCAACCAGCAAAUCGGUUUUAUCAAAGGGACUUUCUGGACAGAAUCAGUGAUCUCGGGCCUGACCCUUAUAUGGGCUGGGAUUGAUGAUCUUGAAGUUGCUUGGUCGAAGAGGGAUGGUUAUCAGAUUGGCAGCUACAUCCUCAGCUACGAGCCGGCGGACGGGACGGGCACGCCUGUGGACUUGACCGACCCACCGGCAGCAGGCACCACCUCGGCUACCGUGUCGGGACUGCUGCCCUACACAAGCUACAACAUCACGCUCAACUCAACUGAUGACCAGGGCCGGCAAAACGGACAUACCAUCGGGACUUUCAGUACAGAAUCAGCGAUCUCGGGCCUGACCCUCGAAAGGGCCGGGCUUACUGAUCUGGAAGUUUCCUGGACAAAGGCUGAAGGUGUUCAGAUUGACAGCUACACCCUCAGCUACGAGCCGGCAGACGGGACGGGCACGUCUAAGAACCUGGACCCCGCACCGGCAGCAGACGACCUCUCGGAUAUCGUGUCGGGACUGCUGCCCUACACAAGCUACACCCUCACGCUCAACUCAACUGAUGAUCAGAGCCGGCAAACCGGACAUACCGUCGGGACUUUCAGGACAGGUGGGUAGUACCGACGUAAUGAGACAGUUAAC